GGUCACGUGAUGCAGCACAGACCGCGAGCAGGACUGCAAAGUUGUAGCCUCGCGCCAUUAACGAUGCCGAUGGCCUCCUCAGCUAAAACGUGAAGCUCUGGAUUGCUUGUGAGUUCAGCUUUGCGAGGGAAGUCGGUGAUGCGUAUAAAGCCUCCCCGCAGCUGGUGGAAAUCAUGAGAGUUUUGAACUUCCCGUAUCUGAAACUGCGGGAGGACCCAGUGACAUGGAACAGCCGGAACCCGCUUAUAAUAUUCCAUAUGGACGGAACACUGGGGACGCAACUGUACCAACGGCCCAGGGCACCCCGUCGCCUCUGAGGAUUGAUAUCGAGGAAGAUGCAAAUACCAAUUCCGAACUAUUAUCUGCUUGGAUGCUUAGAUUACAAACCCUCACUGUUGUCACCACUUUCCUCGUGUCUAUGGACUCACAAAUGUUCUCUUUGACUGCUGCUGAAAGCAGCCUGUCACGAAAUACUAGUCAAACUACUCAGCAAGUUGUACAUGCAUGUCUUUCUGGGGCUUUAGUGUUUCACUUGUGCGCCGCUAUCACCGCAUAUAUUGCCUCGUUUGCGCUUAUUCGUUAUAGGAUCGUCGAUGCAUCUCCCGAAGACGUUCAUCCCGGAAUUGACAGUCGCAAAACGAGUCCAUUGGGGGCUUGGAAUCUGAGUGCCCAACCUUCACCCAAGAAAAUCGUACUCGAAUCGAUCCGUCCACGGGAGGGAGCGUUGGUUGUAUUCCGUGCUCUAAGGCCAAACCAAAACAUGGGAAUCGGCUCGCGCUCCUCUCCUCCACCUCUAUCUCUCCUCAAGCAUUGUUACUACACGACGCUGUGCCAGACGGCGAUGGGUUUCAUUCUGGCACUCACUGGUUUCCUAUCAUAUUCCUGGGCAGGAUUCUCUGUCCAAGUGGGAGGAUUUUCAACUGUGUGCCUUGGCAUAGGCCUUGGUACAGGACUCUGGGCAAUUACUUCAUAGACGGCUGAGUACCUUCCUAACAUAAGAAUCUUCCUUUUUGUUCCCGGCACAUGUGCAGUAGUGUUUUCCGAACGGACAUUCAUCACUGGCUUGGUGAGUUUUCCCUGUGAUGUUGGUACCUGGAUUGCACCAAGGGCUGGAGCACACCUUCCUUUGCAACGAUCCGUCCUCACGUAAAUCACCCUUGCCUAUCCGGCUCGACCUUGUUUUGCCUGUUGUAUUGGUCCACAUGCGGUGCUUUUUAGUUGACCUAGAUCACUUUCACCGCAAUAGUUUGAAAGGGCACUGCCCAACCUCGAACUCCUCCCGUGUUGCAUUAUCAUGUACCUGAGACCACGACUGUUAGCAAUACCUAGAG
Molecule: messenger RNA, 1331 nt
Organism: Pisolithus orientalis
Lineage: Eukaryota; Fungi; Basidiomycota; Agaricomycetes; Boletales; Pisolithaceae
Exons: 5
Coding region: 224-973 (249 amino acids)
Source: RefSeq, a predicted model, not a curated record